AUGAGAAAUCAAAACAUGCAUAGCAUCGAUGAUGAUAAAGGAGAGUCAUUUUGUAAGACAAAGGUUCGAAUUAAGUCUUCAGUUGUUCCUUACUUGAGCGAAUUUACUAUUGAAAUAAACAGAAAUUUAACAGUGGGGGUAUUGAAAAAUCAGAUUAGUAGUCUAUUUAAAGGAUAUAUUAAUACAUUGGAUUAUCAGCUUAUAUUUGAUGGUUGUGUAGUGGGAAAUGAUCAGAAUAUUAGCCGGUUUAUUAAAGAUGAUUCAAAUGAUGUAACUUUCCAUUUGAUUACGGUUUCUAAAAUACUUUCAUCAUCAUCAGUGUCUCAGGAUCUAUCUAUGGCAUUUAAUGUUUUUUCUAAUGACUUAUUUAAUCAUGGUUUUUCUGGAACAGACAAAACGGAACAGAAUGUAUUUGAUGAAGGAAAUGACUCUAGUUCGAAUGAUAGACGCCAUAUACGACUGCCUAUUUAUUAUCAGGCAGCAGUUGUUGAUAAUAAGCCAUGUCUUUUUAAGAUUUCAAAUUAUCCUAGCGUAUCUGUUUUGAAUAGUGGCUCUGUUUUUUCUAUUGGAGAUGAUAAUUCAUGUCAGAUUUUGUUAAUGUCACCUGAAAAUGCUUCACAAUAUUUAAAUCAAAAUCUACAAAACGAUUCACAGUUUUCAAGAACUGCUAUUAAUCCAGAUCCACACCCACAGGAUCAUAAUGUAAACAAUGAUCGUUUGCGUAUGGCGUUUGUUCAUUUAUGGUUAUUUAUAAGAUUGGCUUUUUUUGUUGGUCUUUUUUCUGUAAACAGUUCAUGGAUACGAUUUUGUACAUUGGUUUUUAUUGCACUUCAGUUUUUUUUUUGGCAUACAGGACGUUUGAUAAGUAUAAGGCUCUUUUUUCAAAGAAUAAUUAAUCGAGACAGAGAUCGAGAUCCGUCACGAAAUGAGCGGUCUUCUCUCAAUUCGGAACAUGGAUUCUCUCAGCCUACAUCUUAUGAUCAAGAAGACACUGAGCCUGUCGAAUUCAAUUGGAGGAGAAAUUUAGGUCACAAAAUUCUUACAUUUAUUAUUAGUCUAUUUCCUCUGACAGAAUGA
Pneumocystis murina B123 is the source of this 1077-nucleotide messenger RNA. RefSeq lists its product as hypothetical. The transcript is spliced from 6 exons. NCBI's taxonomy places the organism in Eukaryota, Fungi, Ascomycota, Pneumocystomycetes, Pneumocystales, Pneumocystaceae. The record is from RefSeq and is a predicted model, not a curated record. Bases 1 to 1077 code for a protein of 358 amino acids. Gene Ontology annotation, biological process: endoplasmic reticulum unfolded protein response.